AUGCGCACCAAGCAGUCGGCCGAGUUCGAGAAGCAGGAGAGCACGUGGAUCUACCUGCUGCACCAGCAGGCGCCGCCGCAGACCAGGCUCUCGGCCGAGGCCUCGCUCGCGCUGCCCCCGCUGGACGCCGCCGCGCCCGGGGGCGCCCAUGACGCCGCGCUCUUCGGAGAGGCGGCCUCGGCCCCCACGCUGCCCGCGCGCGGGCUGCUGCUGCCCCCGCCGGCGCCCGGCGCGUCGGCCAUGGUGCUCUCCAGCCAGGACAAGUCGUGGACGCCGCAGCCCAGCACGAGCUUGCUGUCACUCCCGCGGUUGAGUGACCGCAGUACCUCCGGGAGCACUAAAGCCACGGCGGCGUCGCCGCGCUCCGUCGGCAAGCGCGCGUGCUUCCCCAAGAAGUGCGACUUCCCCAUGUGCAAGAACAGCUCGCGCAGCCGCGGCUUCUGCUACAGCCACGGCGGCGGGCGCCGCUGCAGCGUGGACGGCUGCAACAACGGCGCCGUGAGCCGCGACCUGUGCAAGCGCCACGGGGGCGGCCGCCGCUGCCGCAUCGCCGGCUGCAAGAGCAGCAGCGAGAGCGGCGGCCUGUGCUACAGCCACGGAGGCGGCCGCCGCUGCAGCCUCUCGUGGUGCUCGGCGCGCGCCAAGAAGGGCGGCUUCUGCGCCGUGCACCUCACGGGCGACCGCACGCAGCCGCCGCCCGCCGCUGCUGACGGCGCGACUGAGAGUUCCCCGUCGUCCACUUCAUCCUCCUCGUCUUCUUCCUCUUCUGCCGCGGCGGAGGAGAUAGUGCACCCGAACGUCGUGGAGACGCUGCUGUCGCUGGCCAAGGACCAGUCCAGCAGCGCCGUCAAGACGGAGCCCGUCCCUGUCGAGACGAGCUCCGCGUCACCCACGUCGUCGUCUUCAGGCAGCAAGAGCGCGUACGCCAUCGCGUCCCUCCUCAACUAGUUGAACUACUAGAUGAGUCCAAUGGGACUGACCGGCUGGCCGUGUUCCUCGUUUCAAGCGUCUCAAGCAACGGAGGCCAGGCCCGGGCGGUACGGCGCAGAAAGGUGCGGGCCAGCCCCUGCCGGCUUCGUUUCCUUCUGCUCCUGCCAUAUUUAAGUGCAUGUCGCCUCGCUUCCCUUGUUGUAUCACCACCCCCUAC
Molecule: messenger RNA, 1147 nt
Organism: Phytophthora sojae
Lineage: Eukaryota; Oomycota; Peronosporomycetes; Peronosporales; Peronosporaceae
Exons: 1
Coding region: 1-948 (315 amino acids)
Source: RefSeq, a predicted model, not a curated record